Molecule: messenger RNA, 1872 nt
Organism: Saccharomyces paradoxus
Lineage: Eukaryota; Fungi; Ascomycota; Saccharomycetes; Saccharomycetales; Saccharomycetaceae
Gene: SAC1
Product: phosphatidylinositol-3-phosphatase SAC1
Exons: 1
Coding region: 1-1872 (623 amino acids)
Biological process (GO): phosphatidylinositol dephosphorylation
Cellular component (GO): endoplasmic reticulum
Molecular function (GO): phosphatidylinositol-4-phosphate phosphatase activity
Source: RefSeq, a predicted model, not a curated record
AUGACAGGUCCAUUAGUGUACGUUCAAAACGGGGAUGGUAUCUUCUUCAAGCUGGCUGAGGGCAAGGGAACAAAUGAUGCAGUCAUUCAUUUGGCCAAUCAAGACCAAGGUGUUCGGGUCCUUGGAGCAGAGGAAUUUCCAGUCCAAGGUGAAGUGGUAAAUAUUGCGUCCUUGUUGGGGUUUAUCAAGUUAAAGUUGAACAGGUAUGCUAUUAUUGCGAAUACCGUGGAAGAGACUGGUAGAUUCAAUGGACACGUUUUCUAUAAAGUCUUGCAACAUUCUGUGGUGUCUACCAAGUUUAACUCGAGAAUCGAUUCUGAAGAAGCCGAAUAUAUCAAGUUACUGGAAUUACAUUUGAAAAAUUCCACAUUUUAUUUCUCAUACACAUAUGAUUUAACAAAUUCUUUACAAAGAAAUGAAAAGGUUGGACCUGCACCCUCCUGGAAAACCGCUGAUGAACGAUUUUUCUGGAAUCAUUAUUUAACUGAGGAUUUGAGAAACUUCGCUAAUCAGGAUUCUAGAAUUGACGCUUUCAUACAACCUGUUAUCUAUGGGUAUGCUAAGACGGUGGACGCCGUUUUGAAUGCCACCCCUAUUGUUCUUGGUUUGAUUACCAGGCGUAGUAUAUUCAGAGCGGGUACAAGAUACUUCCGUCGUGGUGUUGACAAUGAUGGCAAUGUUGGCAAUUUCAAUGAAACUGAACAAAUUUUACUAGUUGAGAAUCCAGAAAGUGAAAAAACGCAUGUUUUCUCUUUCUUACAAACAAGAGGCUCUGUGCCAAUAUAUUGGGCUGAAAUCAACAACUUAAAGUACAAGCCAAAUCUUGUUCUUGGAGAAAACUCGUUAGAUGCAACCAAAAAGCAUUUUGACCAACAAAAGGAACUCUAUGGCGACAAUUACUUGGUUAAUCUAGUUAACCAAAAGGGCCACGAACUUCCCGUGAAAGAAGGCUAUGAAUCCGUCGUGCACGCAUUGAACGAUCCAAAGAUUCAUUAUGUGUAUUUUGAUUUCCAUCACGAAUGUCGUAAGAUGCAAUGGCAUAGAGUGAAAUUGUUGAUUGAUCACUUGGAAAAGUUAGGUUUGUCAAACCAAGAUUUCUUCCACAAGGUCAUAGAUUCCAAUGGUAACACCGUUCAAAUUGUUAAAGAGCAACAUUCCGUUGUAAGAACAAAUUGUAUGGAUUGUUUGGACAGAACAAAUGUUGUUCAAUCCGUUUUAGCCCAGUGGGUUCUACAAAAGGAGUUUGAAACUGCCAAUAUCAUUGAUACUGGAAGCACUUGGGAGGAUAAUGCUCCAUUGUUAACGUCUUAUCAAAACUUAUGGGCCGAUAACGCUGAUGCAGUUAGUGUGGCAUAUUCAGGUACUGGAGCUUUGAAGACUGACUUUACAAGAACCGGUAAGCGUACUCGUCUAGGUGCGUUCAACGAUUUUUUGAAUUCAGCAUCACGUUACUACCAGAACAAUUGGACUGAUGGUCCAAGACAGGAUUCAUACGAUUUAUUCCUUGGUGGAUUUAGACCACAUACCGCUUCUAUCAAGUCGCCAUUCCCCGACAGAAGACCAGUGUAUAUUCAGCUGAUCCCAAUGAUUAUUUGCGCAGCCUUGACCGUUUUGGGUGCUACAAUAUUUUUCCCCAAGGAUAGAUUCACUAGCAGUAAAAAUUUGUUGUAUUUCGCUGGUGCGUCGAUUGUCUUGGUGCUUUCAACCAAAUUCAUGUUUAAGAACGGUAUUCAGUAUGUCAACUGGCCUAAAUUAGUGGACGUUGGGUUUUUGGUCGUUCAUCAAACGCAUGAUAAAGAACAGCAAUUCAAAGGCUUGAAAUAUGCACAGAGCCCUAAAUUUUCCAAGCCAGAUCCUUUAAAAAGAGAUUAA